AUGAAGAGAGCGAGGGAGGGUAAGGGCCAGGGCCAGAAGAGGAGCGUGUUCAUCAGGAUCGUGAAGGCGCCACUGUGGGUGCUCUGCCAAGCGAGGGAUCUGUACGUGAGCAGCAUGACGGGGUGCGCCGGGAGAGUCAACUACGGUGCCAUGGCGUACUCGGGCGGCCCCGCCGGCAUACCGAGGAGCUUCAGCUUCCAGCAGGGGAGGAGCAGCUGCAGCAGCGAGGACGAUCUGAGGGAGCUCAUGCGCGUUGCCUCCCAGGGUGCCAAAGGGUCGCUCAACCGGGGAGGCCCUGGAAUUGUGCCGAGGAGCCAGAGCGUGGGCAUCGGCAGGAUCGACGAGGACAAGCCCUGCGAGUUCGGGGCAGAAGCCAUGGCCGGCCCCUUCUAUCCCAGGAGCCGCAGCUACGCCGUGCCCACCCGGCGAAUCGCCGUGAUUGGCUGA
This is a messenger RNA of Spirodela intermedia, 447 nucleotides long. The record is from the annotation of a GenBank genome assembly. NCBI's taxonomy places the organism in Eukaryota, Viridiplantae, Streptophyta, Magnoliopsida, Alismatales, Araceae.